This is a messenger RNA of Aspergillus sclerotioniger CBS 115572, 903 nucleotides long. RefSeq lists its product as uncharacterized. The record is from RefSeq and is a predicted model, not a curated record. Lineage: Eukaryota; Fungi; Ascomycota; Eurotiomycetes; Eurotiales; Aspergillaceae. Bases 1 to 903 code for a protein of 300 amino acids. The transcript has 2 exons.
AUGCACAGAAUGCCAUUGCUCAGGAAAGCAUCAUAUAGUGGUUCAUCUCCAAUCACAGUGGACCUUUCGCGAUCAUCAUUUGAACAGGAAGGGCUGGGAAUCUAUACAACACAUGAGAGGGCACCUCGGGGAGAAUUGAUCAGCCAUCCUAUGUCUCGAGAAGAUCCAUCCGCUCUUCAUCGCCAAUCCACCAGUGCAAUGUCCCAAGUCUCCACUGCCAGCAGUCCAGGCAAAAGUAAGCCGGGCUCUCAAUAUGUCCAUCCAAUGCGCCUCGCCCCACGUGCCUAUACGCCGCCAUUAAACCAGUCUUGUCAAGCCUCGGUGCUUGGAAGCGAUGAUUCUCACAAGGAUUUCUCUACAGGGAGCAACUCUCCGAUGCAAUUGGGAUCAGAGAUUUUCUAUCCUUCUUCCACAAGAUCACCUGGAGUCUCUCAGACCAAUAUAACCGGCCGUUCAUCUUUUGGAUACUCGCGAGAUAACGCAAGCACCUUAGACACAACGUCACCAGUAUCUAGAUCAUCCUUGGAUUUCGUUUUUCGAUCCAAGACACGGACAAGUAUGGAUCCUGUGGCUCGAGCAGCUACGGUACAAGCAGCACGUCAGGCAUUCGAAGAGAAGGAAGCUGCCAAAACAUGGAGGUUCGAAGCGCAACAGAUGAAGGCGGAAGAAAAACAAUCGAAGCAGAGAGAAAAGCAGCAUUUGCGAACACGUACUACAGACGAUGAUACAACUUGGGCAGACCGCGGAAACGAAAUCCCCGAGAAGCCACAGCUCUCAACACCAAUGUCAGAAUCGAGUCCGGACACCUGGAAAUCACAACCUAAAAACACAUGGGUACUCUUUCUAACGUGGUUACGUACCAGAAUCUUCAAGUUGCGGAGGAGGAUUGGGAAACUAGUCUGA